UCUAAACAGAGAGUAAGAGAAAAGGAAAACAGAAGAAAACGCAAAAAUGUCAGGAAGGGGAAAGGGAGGCAAGGGAUUGGGAAAGGGAGGAGCCAAACGUCACCGUAAGGUUCUCAGAGAUAACAUUCAGGGGAUCACGAAGCCGGCAAUUCGGCGUCUGGCGAGGCGUGGCGGCGUCAAGCGUAUCAGCGGUUUGAUCUAUGAAGAAACUCGCGGUGUUCUCAAGAUCUUUUUGGAGAACGUGAUUAGAGACGCCGUGACCUAUACCGAGCACGCUCGCCGGAAGACCGUCACCGCCAUGGACGUCGUUUAUGCUUUGAAACGUCAGGGCCGGACUCUCUAUGGUUUUGGUGGUUAG
Molecule: messenger RNA, 358 nt
Organism: Pistacia vera
Lineage: Eukaryota; Viridiplantae; Streptophyta; Magnoliopsida; Sapindales; Anacardiaceae
Product: histone H4
Exons: 1
Coding region: 47-358 (103 amino acids)
Biological process (GO): nucleosome assembly
Cellular component (GO): nucleosome
Molecular function (GO): protein heterodimerization activity; DNA binding; structural constituent of chromatin
Source: RefSeq, a predicted model, not a curated record